CGGUAUCAUCAAUUCACAACCAUAUAGCAAGUCAGCACCAUAAUCAAGAAUAUGUCUUAAUUAAGAAGAUAUAUUUUUCUUUUUCCCUCGUUGGCUUUUUAAAUUGCCAUGUGAGGAUAGGAGGAUAUAUGUAUUGCCCUGCACACUCUGAGGAGGUCGAAGCAGCCUUCAACGCCCUCCUGCUCUGUUUCUGAUUCAUAGCACAGAUCGUCGUUUUCCCCUAAAAAGCCUUUUUUUUUUUUUUUUUCCUUCUGGUCUUCACGUAAAUCUCUUUGCCAUCGAAGGGCGCCAUUCCAGUCAGUGCUAAUUACAGCAGGGAAGAACGAUUUAUUGAUUCUCUUAUCCAAACGCCUCUCUGUCUCUUUCGUCCUCUGUUUCUGAUCACCAAGAGCAGGGGAGGCGACCACAAUGUCUGCAGAGCACCCAGGGCGCUGUAAUGGAGUCGCUUUGGAUGUCAACGAAGAUGUCCCUGCCCCCGCCAAGUCGAGGAAAGGAGAGACCAAUGAAUGCUUCACCUUCCCCUUUGUCCAGAAGUUGAUAGCGGAGGUGGCCGGGACGUAUUUCCUGUUGUUCUCCGGGUGCAUGUCAGUCGUCGUGAACAAGAACCACGACAACGUGAUCGGGCUGGUGGGGAUAUCAAUCGUGUGGGGGCUCGUCGUCACGGUCCUCAUCUACUCCGUCGGCCACAUCUCCGGCGCCCACUUCAACCCCGCUGUCACCUUCGCCUUCGCCACCUGCGGACGCUUCCCCUGGAAACAGGUAGUGCCAUACUGGUCAGCACAAGUGCUGGCAUCAUUACUGGCUAAUGGAACCCUAAGAUUGCUAUUCACCGGGAAGGAGAACCAGUUCGCCGGUACUCAACCGGCCGGCUCCGACAUGCAGGCCUUUGUGAUAGAGUUCAUCAUCACCUUCUACCUCAUGUUCAUCGUCUCCGGUGUUGCCACUGAUAAUCGAGCGAUAGGAGAACUCGCGGGUCUUGCCAUUGGUGCAACUGUCCUACUUAACGUGAUUUUUGCCGGGGCAAUAACGGGUGCCUCAAUGAACCCAGCAAGGAGUUUGGGGCCAGCCGUACUACACCACCAUUACAAAGGGCUGUGGAUAUAUAUUUUAGCACCGACACUCGGUGCGGUUGCUGGAGCGUGGGUCUACAAUCUCAUCCGAUUCACGGAUAAGCCCUUGCGGGAGAUCACCAAGUCCGGGUCCUUCCUCAAGAGCUUGAACCGCAAUGGCUCAUCUGCUACUUAAGACCAUAAAUACGUUCGAUUUCGAAUUUUUUUCCUUUUUAGUCUAUUGCCAAAAAUGACGACUGAUGAGAUGACUCUGGCUGUGCAUACUCUUGUAAGUGUUUCGUUGGGACGGCCAGGUGUAAUUUUUCUGUCGUUUUUGUUAAGUUGGGUAAUGUCGAUGAUCAUCAUGUUAAUUUGUUGGACAUCAUCAAGAUAAUUUUUCUUUUUUCUUU
Messenger RNA from Punica granatum (pomegranate), 1459 nucleotides. The record is from RefSeq and is a predicted model, not a curated record. Lineage: Eukaryota; Viridiplantae; Streptophyta; Magnoliopsida; Myrtales; Lythraceae.